AUGGUCUGCCGGAGCAAGUUCAAGGAUGCCAAGGAGACGGGCAUGGACGCCGCAUCCUGGACGCCGCACAGGGACUCCCUCCGCAUCGUUCCCGGUCGCGAGACCAAGCCUGCAACCGUCCAGGACACCAGCAAUAGCUUCGGCCUCCGCGAUACCUUCAACUAUGGCCCUCGCUGUCUCGCAGCGGAGGUCACCAAGACGAGCACACUCCAGAUGCAGCGACAACUCUUCGGCCUGCACAUGUCCAUGCGCAUCCUCAUGGAACGCAAGAUCGUCAGCCAGAACCCGCACAUGCCUAUCCUCCCCCAAUUCAAUCUCCACCUCGACAUCCUCAUGGGCCGCGACGAGGUCCUCCAUUGCGCAGACUUUAUGGGCUCAGCGGCGGAGAUGCUACAACCCAUGGACAUCCACUCCGACAUGGAGAAGAUGCUUCGCAUGUAA
Dichomitus squalens LYAD-421 SS1 is the source of this 441-nucleotide messenger RNA. RefSeq lists its product as uncharacterized. NCBI's taxonomy places the organism in Eukaryota, Fungi, Basidiomycota, Agaricomycetes, Polyporales, Polyporaceae. Gene Ontology annotation, biological process: proteasome assembly. The record is from RefSeq and is a predicted model, not a curated record. Gene Ontology annotation, cellular component: nucleus; cytoplasm. The transcript is spliced from 5 exons. Bases 1 to 441 code for a protein of 146 amino acids.